AUGGGGGCCGGCAGCACGGGGUCUGUGCUUGCUGUCCUGGGAGUGCUUGGUAUCUGUGCGGCCAGAGGCCCAGGACCCGCGGCGGAGGGGCAGACCCGCGGGGAGGCGGAGUGGGCGGAGCCGUGGGAUGGCACGGUUUUCCGGCCUCCGUCGGCGCUGGGCGCAGUGGGGGUGGCUCGCAGUCCGGGGUCCCCGCGGCCCGGGACGGAGGAAGCGGUGGACUUGCCGGUGCUGCUGUGGUGGAGCCCGGGGCUGUUUCCUCACUUCCAGGGAGACUCGGAGCGCAUCGAGUGCGCGCGCGGCGCGUGCGUGGCGUCCCGGGACCGACGGGUGCGGGGAGACUCGCGGACGCGCGCGCUGCUCUUCUACGGCACCGACUUCCGCGCGUCCGAGGCGCCGCUUCCGCGCCUGGCGCACCAGAGCUGGGCGCUUCUGCACGAGGAGUCGCCCCUCAACAACUUCUUGCUGAGCCACGGUCCGGGCAUCCGCCUCUUCAAUCUUACCGCCACCUUCAGUCGCUACUCGGACUACCCGCUACCGCUGCAGUGGCUGCCGGGGAUCGCUUACCUGCGCCGCGCGGCACCUCCGCUCGAGGAGCGCGCACAGUGGCGCCGCCGCGGCUACGCGCCGCUGCUCUAUCUGCAGUCCCACUGCGACGUGCCUGCUGACCGGGACCGCUACGUGCGCGAGCUCAUGCGCUACAUUCCGGUGGACUCCUAUGGGAAGUGCCUGCAGAAUCGGGAGCUGCCCGCGCCGCGCUUACGGGACACAGCCACAGCCACCACCGAGGAUCCAGAGCUCUUGGCCUUCUUGUCCCGCUAUAAAUUCCAUUUGGCCCUCGAAAAUGCCAUCUGCGACGACUACAUGACAGAAAAACUGUGGCGCCCCAUGCACCUCGGCGCUGUACCCGUGUACCGCGGCUCUCCCUCUGUGAGGGACUGGAUGCCGAGCAACCACUCCAUCAUCCUCAUUGACGACUUUGAGUCGCCGCAGAAGCUGGCAGAGUUUAUUGACUUCCUGGACAAAAAUGAUGAAGAAUAUAUGAAAUACUUGGCAUACAAGCAACCUGGGGGCGUCACUAACCAGUUUCUUCUGGAUAGUUUGAAGCAGCGCGAAUGGGGAGUGAAUGACCCCUUACUGCCUAACUACCUUAACGGCUUUGAGUGUUUUGUCUGUGACCACGAACUGGUGCGGCUGGAUGCCGAGAAGGCCCACGCAGCCUCUCCUGGGAACAGCCCGGUCCCUGAGCCUCAUAUUGCCCAGCCCUCACACAUGGACUGCCCGGUGCCCACACCUGGCUUUGGCAGUGUGGAAGAGAUUCCUGAGAAUGACAGCUGGAAGGAGAUGUGGCUGCAAGAUUAUUGGCAAGGUCUGGACCAAGGGGAAGCCCUCACUGCCAUGAUCCACAACAAUGAGACACUUCAGGGGAAAUUUUGGGAUUACCUAACAGAGAUCUUCAUGAAAAGGAACCAAAAUCUCUAA
Rangifer tarandus platyrhynchus (Svalbard reindeer) is the source of this 1482-nucleotide messenger RNA. The record is from the annotation of a GenBank genome assembly. Lineage: Eukaryota; Metazoa; Chordata; Mammalia; Artiodactyla; Cervidae.